Molecule: messenger RNA, 856 nt
Organism: Leptinotarsa decemlineata (Colorado potato beetle)
Lineage: Eukaryota; Metazoa; Arthropoda; Insecta; Coleoptera; Chrysomelidae
Product: adenylate kinase isoenzyme 1
Biological process (GO): ATP metabolic process
Cellular component (GO): cytoplasm
Molecular function (GO): AMP kinase activity; ATP binding
Source: RefSeq, a predicted model, not a curated record
ACAUUCAUUUUCAAUGCCGCGCGGUUUGAAGUAAUAAUUGCUUCGUCUGUUGACUGAAGUAUUUUCAUCGCAGCCGUGUUUGUUGAAUGACUGACGGGAUCCGUGAAAAACAUCCGCCGCGUCAGUGAAACUGCAGUCUGAUUUUUCUCCAUGGCACCUGUUCCCGAAAUAAAAGUUCCCAUCAUUUGGGUUUUGGGUGGACCUGGUUCCGGCAAAGGGACCCAAUGUGACAGAAUCGUUGCCAAAUAUGGAUUCACUCAUCUAUCUUCUGGAGAUCUCCUACGAGCAGAGGUCUCGAGCGGUUCUCCAAGAGGUAAAGAACUGACGGCGAUAAUGGAGAGGGGUGAACUUGUUCCGAUGGAAGUGGUUCUUGAUCUCCUCAAGGAAGCGAUCAUCAAAGCAUUGCCCGACUCCAAAGGUUUCCUGAUAGACGGUUAUCCCAGAGAAAAAGAACAAGGUAUCUUGUUCGAGAAAAACAUAGCACCAGUGAAUUUGGUUCUCUUUUUCGAUGCUUCAGAAAACACUUUAGUAGAAAGGUUAUUGGGUAGGGCGAAAACCUCCGGAAGGGUAGAUGAUAAUGAAGAAACGAUAAAGAAGAGGUUGCACACUUUCAAUACUCACAACGAUCAAGUGGUACAGCAGUAUCCGGACAAGCUGAAGAAGAUAAACGCAGAAAGAAAUGUCGAUGACAUUUUUGCUGAGGUGACUACGUACUUGGAUCCACUGGUAGUUUAAGUAAGGUUUCACGAGGUCUACUAGUACCUAAAUAAGCACGGUGAAAUCAAGAUUUAGAAAAUGUUUUAAUUUAUAUCAGUUAUUUAUUAAUAAAAAAUAAACUUCGCACUGUUGACAUAUA